Molecule: messenger RNA, 2715 nt
Organism: Hypoxylon trugodes
Lineage: Eukaryota; Fungi; Ascomycota; Sordariomycetes; Xylariales; Hypoxylaceae
Product: vacuolar protein 8
Exons: 7
Coding region: 694-2370 (558 amino acids)
Biological process (GO): nucleus-vacuole junction assembly; vacuole inheritance
Cellular component (GO): fungal-type vacuole membrane
Molecular function (GO): protein binding; protein-membrane adaptor activity
Source: RefSeq, a predicted model, not a curated record
UAUCAUCCCAAGGUUAAGGAUUACAUAUACAUAGGGGAGUUUCCAAGUUGAAAUGUGACUGGAGGGCCAACCAGGAUUACCUCUUUUACCUUUUAACCUUUUAGUUUCCUUUUAGUCUAGUCUAGUGCAUGUACCUAUCCACGUUCAUUACUGUACGUUGGAACCUGUCAAAAACCUCUUAUUAUCUACUACGCAACAACCGUUUUAAGAACUUCUGGUGCAACUUGCAACUUCGUAAACAAUACAAACCACAACCCCCCAAUGCAAUAGGGUUCAACAUCCCUUCCUCUUCCCCUCUCUCAUUCCUACAACAACAUCCCGCAUGAUUGAGGAGAUGAGAUAUUAAGAUAAUUCUUCAUCUCAUCGUCCCGUUCCGUCGAUGCAUACAAUCCGGCAGAAUUAUCGCCGCGUCGACCUGCACGAGAUAACCCGACUACCCUAGCCUCUCACGAGGAUACAUCAUAGGACCAAUCUCCGGGGGGUACCUAGGUGGCAGGCAGGCUUAUUUUGGCCCUCACACCAAUCUAUCAAUCUUUUGAACCUAUUCCGCCCAUCAGAAGCUCAAUCGACAACCACCAACGUAUUGAAUCCGAUAAUACCUCAUUACCAACAUCCAUCCGUCUUUCCUACUCAAUAUCAUCGUCGGAAACCAAAACAAUCAUCGAUCACGAUUCCCGCCUUUUACCCAUAGCAAUGGGGGCCUGCCAGUCAUGUUGCGGAGGCAAAUCUCGCGAUGGCCUAUAUGAGCCGGUAUUAGCUGAUAGCGAACGCGAAGCCGUUGCCGAUCUACUCCAAUACCUCGAGAACCGCGGCGAGACCGACUUCUUCUCUGGCGAACCUCUUCGAGCCCUCAGCACCCUUGUUUUCUCCGACAACAUCGACCUUCAAAGGAGUGCAAGUCUAACAUUUGCCGAAAUUACAGAGCGAGAUGUUCGCGAGGUUGACCGUGAUACGUUGGAACCUAUUCUCUUCCUCCUUCAAAGCCCCGAUAUCGAAGUGCAAAGAGCAGCUAGCGCAGCGCUCGGAAACCUGGCCGUUAACACCGAGAACAAGGUUUUAAUUGUUCAACUUGGCGGCCUAACUCCCCUUAUACGCCAAAUGCUCUCCCCGAACGUCGAGGUCCAAUGCAACGCUGUAGGAUGUAUUACCAAUUUGGCAACCCAUGAGGAGAACAAGGCCAAGAUUGCGCGCUCGGGAGCUUUAGGUCCACUGACACGAUUGGCUAAGUCAAGGGAUAUGAGGGUUCAACGUAAUGCCACUGGCGCCCUUCUCAAUAUGACACAUUCAGAUGAGAACCGACAACAACUUGUCAACGCCGGCGCCAUCCCCGUACUCGUCCAACUCCUAUCUUCUCCAGAUGUCGAUGUCCAAUAUUAUUGCACGACAGCGCUCAGCAACAUUGCCGUCGACGCUAACAACCGACGGAAACUAGCUGCGUCCGAAACAAAACUUGUUCAGUCGUUGGUCAACUUAAUGGACUCGUCGUCUCCUAAGGUUCAAUGCCAAGCUGCGCUGGCGCUUCGAAACUUAGCCUCGGAUGAGAAAUACCAGCUCGAUAUUGUUCGCGCCCAAGGCCUUAGUCCGCUCCUACGUCUACUUCAAUCCUCUUACCUACCCUUAAUUCUUUCCGCUGUCGCCUGCAUACGGAACAUAUCUAUCCACCCCCUUAACGAGUCUCCGAUUAUCGAAGCCGGUUUCUUAAAGCCUCUAGUCGACCUUCUAGGCUCUACGGAUAACGAAGAAAUUCAGUGUCACGCGAUCUCAACCCUCCGAAAUCUCGCCGCUAGCUCUGAUCGGAACAAGGCCUUAGUUCUAGAAGCUGGUGCGGUGCAAAAAUGCAAGCAACUUGUCUUGGAUGUCCCAGUGACUGUUCAAUCGGAAAUGACGGCUGCCAUCGCGGUUCUUGCCCUAUCCGAUGAUCUCAAAACGCAUCUACUUAAUCUCGGUGUAUUCGAUGUUUUAAUACCUCUGACGCAUUCGCCUAGCAUAGAGGUACAAGGAAAUAGCGCCGCAGCACUCGGCAACCUAUCGUCGAAAGUUGGCGACUACUCCAUUUUCAUCCAGGACUGGACGGAACCGAAUGGUGGUAUUCACGGUUACCUAAGCAGAUUCUUAGCCAGUGGAGAUGCUACCUUCCAACACAUUGCCAUUUGGACUCUCCUCCAGUUAUUGGAAUCCGAAGAUAAGACAUUGAUUUCACAUAUUGGCAAGUCGGACUCCAUCGUGGAGAUGAUUAAGCAAAUCGCAAACCGACAGGUCGAAUCUGAUGGCGAAUUUGACGAAGAUGACGAGGGCGAAGUAAUCAACCUUGCGCAGCGCUGCCUGGAGCUUCUCGGUCAGAGCAUGUCGAAGGCGCAUAUAGAAGGAUGAAGUGAUGAUAAAAGAGUUCCCCGACGGUCGUUACCAAUUUUUCUUCUAAUCCAUUCUGCCUAGCUCCUUUCCUAUGGGCGGCAUUUCACACAGAGACGGUUGGUUCCGGUGUUCGAGGCGUAUUUUAUAUAAGCAGGCAGGCAUCUGUAUUUCGUCCAUGACAAAGGCUGCUUUGAUAUUUUUUUAGGGAAAUGCAUAUCUUCAUUGGGCGGCUCAAGUUGCGGAUGGGUGUAUUGUAGGUAGUAUUCCUUGCCCAGGAAUCUACCCUCGCGAAAGCGGAAACACUCAAUCUCAUUUGUACAGUACGGCGUAUGCCGUUUUCAAAAAAAGAAAAACAACGACCGU